Molecule: messenger RNA, 990 nt
Organism: Lachnellula hyalina
Lineage: Eukaryota; Fungi; Ascomycota; Leotiomycetes; Helotiales; Lachnaceae
Gene: qa-3
Product: Quinate dehydrogenase
Exons: 1
Coding region: 1-990 (329 amino acids)
Biological process (GO): shikimate metabolic process; chorismate biosynthetic process
Molecular function (GO): shikimate 3-dehydrogenase (NADP+) activity
Source: RefSeq, a predicted model, not a curated record
AUGUCUCGGGCACAAAUCAAAUCUCAAAGCACCUUUACACUCUCGCCUCCAGUCUCACCAGCCGCACCACCAGUCCCCUCAAACGAUCACCUAGACCGUGUCUCCUACCUCUUCGGCCACCCCAUCUCACACUCUCUAUCCCCCCUACUCCACGACACCAUCUACUCCGCUCUAGAUCUGAACUACGCCCAACAUCUCUACGAGACUCGUUCCCUUACAGCAUGUCUUGCCCUCACCCACUCACCCAAGUUCUUUGGGGCGUCUGUCACCAUGCCACACAAAGUAGCCAUCAUCCCUUUCUUAGACAUGCUUACGCCGGAAGGUGAAGCCAUUGGUGCCGUCAACACGAUCUUUUGGCGCAACCAUCCGGAUGGGAGGAGACUGCUGUGUGGGACUAAUACGGAUUGUAUUGGGAUCCGGGAGGCGAUUUUGCAGAACGUGAGCAAGGAGGCUGUGAGCGAGAUGCGGGGGAGAGGAGGGAUGGUUAUUGGAGGGGGUGGAACGUGCAGGGCUGCUGUGUAUACGCUGAAGACGUAUAUAGGGUGUGAUGAGGUGUAUUUGGUGAAUAGGGAUAGGAGUGAGGUGGAGCAGGUGGUUAAGGAAUGUAAGACUAAGGGAUUUGGGGAUGGUUUGAGGUUUGUGGAGAGUGUAGAGGAAGCAGAGCGGUUGCUGGGCCCGAAAGUGGUUGUCAGUGCAAUUCCAGACAUUCCUCCUAAGAGUGAGGCGGAGAUUCGAACGAGAAAUAUCGUUCAGACGUUGUUGGGGAAGAAGGAGAAGGGGGUUAUCUUAGAGAUGUGCUACCAUCCGUCGCCAGAUACUGCCAUUGCCAGGAUAGCGAGGACAAAUGAGUGGCAAGUCAUUGAGGGAACGGAGGCUAUGAUUUGGCAAGGACUAGAACAAGAGAAAGUGUGGUUAAGAAAGGUAAGUGCAUUACCUGUCGAUAAGGUGAAACAGGUCAUUGCCGCGAAACUGUCAAAGCCAAGUUUAUAG